Phytophthora sojae is the source of this 594-nucleotide messenger RNA. RefSeq lists its product as hypothetical. The coding region runs from base 1 to 594 and encodes 197 amino acids. The transcript is spliced from 2 exons. Lineage: Eukaryota; Oomycota; Peronosporomycetes; Peronosporales; Peronosporaceae. The record is from RefSeq and is a predicted model, not a curated record. Gene Ontology annotation, molecular function: phosphatidylinositol binding.
AUGGGCCCGACCUCCGCCGUUGAAGACAGCGAGCCGCGCCGCAGCUUGGACGCGGAGCUGGGGCGCCGCCUGUCGCAGCUCUCGGACAGCGCCAAGUUCGCCGUGACACUCAACGAGAUCCAGCGCGUGGCCAUCCGCGGCGUGUACGACAGCCCCGAGCACGACGGCGCCACCAUGUACGUGGUGGACCGGCGGCUGCUGCACGAGCAGGACCAAGAGCGGCCCGAAUGCCGCGCGCAGCGCCGCUACUCGGACUUCCGCGCGCUGCGCCGCCAGAUCUGCGAGGUCGUGGACGUCGCGGACGACCAGAUGCACCCCGUGUGGUGCUCGUACUGCUGCCGUGUGCUGUGGCUCGCGACGUACGGCGGCUUCCCGUCGCGCGUCCCGAACCGGGGCGUCGUCGCCACCUGCACGGGCUGGCAUCGCCUCGUGACGCGCAGCCGCAAGCACAAGCUCGAGCACUUCAUCAACGAGCUGCUGGCCGCCGCCAAGGACGAGUCCUAUCGCCACGGCAGCGCGCAGUGCCAGCGCUUCGUCACGGUCUCGCAGCUGCUGCAGGCGUUCCUGCUGGAGCCACACGCGCAGGCCUCGUAG